GAGAGAGAGAGAACCCCAUCCAACAUUCCACUCUGUUAAAUCUCUUUCUUUUUGGUGGUUCCCUUCAUGCUUGAUACCAAAGCUCUCCUCAAUCAUUCUCCAGACCCCUUAAAUGAAUGAGCUUUGAGCUUCUUUCAGCCGUAGCUGGCAUCAGUUGGUUUUGUGUUCUUGACACCAAAAAAUAAGCUUGUGGAUUUGGAGGUGUGGGGCCCAAAAAAGAUGAAAUUUUUUCACUAUAUGAAUGUUUUCUUGUUUUGAGUAACAAUAAUGGCUGAAAUUGGAGUUACAAGGGUAGUAGAGAAAGGUCAAACCAAAGUCAAAACUGUUCCAAUUGCAGUCACCCCAGAAGGUUUCUGGUGUUGUCCCUCACCAGUUGUGUUUCAAAAGUCUUCCAAGUCACAACACAACACUCUAAGCAAGCCCAAAUCAUCUCUGAAGAAACAAACAUCCAUAGCCGAGAAAAAACGGGCCAUUAAUGUUCCACAAUCUAGGCCAAACGUUUUUUCUGACUCACCAAAUGUUAGCACGUCGGCUGCAACAGAGCAGACCCAUCAGCCCAAUGUGCACAGGAAUGUUUCUAUUGAGUUUGGCGAACCGGGAACCAGUGAUCUUAGAGUGGUUUUGAAAGGGAAACAAGGGUUUGGCGUCAAGUUGAAUGUACACAGGGCAGUUUUGGCUGAGAAUAGCAGUUUCUUUGCCAGUAAAUUAGUGCCCGGACAAGAACCGGUUUUCCAGUGUAUUGAGGUUAAGGAUUGUGAUGAUGCUGAGAUAUACGUUGAAACCGUGGGUCUGAUGUAUUGCAAAGACAUGAGACCGCGGUUGAUCAAACAAAGUGUUUCGCGUGUUCUGCGGAUUCUCAAGGUUGCAGAACAGAUUGGAUUCAAAUCCUGCAUGCAGUCAUGCCUAGAACACUUGGAAGCCGUCCCUUGGGUGGGCGAAGAAGAAGAAGAAAAGGUAGUUGCGGCGGUGGCACGCCUACAAGGAGAGGGGAUGGGAGUGAACCCGGUUUUGAAACGGGUCUCGCCCGGAAUAUCCAAACAACCCAAAGACACACUCACUCGCAUCCUCGAAUCAGUGCUCAACAGCGACGACGAGAGAGGGCGGCGUGAGAUGAAAACGGUCGUACUAAAGCUCCUCAGAGAACACAGUUCCCAUCCGAGCUUGUCAGGCUCGGAUGAUAUGUGCAAUGAAAUUCUCCACACCUCUUGCAAAAGAUGUUUGUGUUCGUUGUCGGGUUUGUUCAGAAGACAAGAAGAAGAAGACGGCGAGUCGACUCAGAGGAAAAUUGCCGUUCAAGCCGAUAACCUCGAGUGGAUGCUUGAGAUGCUAACCGACCGGCAAGCCGGGGAUGGGUUCGCGUCCAUGUGGGCCAGCCAGAAGGAGCUGGCCUCACUGCACGCGAAGCUUCACGUGGUGGCCCGCCACCAUGUGAGCUUCAUCACAGCCAGGCUGUUUGUAGGGAUAGGGAGGGGGGAAAUCCUACCCUGCAAAGAGACGCGGCAUUGUCUCUUGGAGACAUGGCUAGAGCCGUUGAUGAACGACUAUGGGUGGCUCCAUCACGGGUCCCGGUCUUUUGACCGGAGAGCCGUGGAGGAAGGGAUCGGGCGGACGGUCCUGACCCUUCCUCUGGAGGACCAGCAGAGGGUUCUUCUGGCCUGGUUGGAUUCCUUCCUAAAGGCUGGGGACAACUGCCCUAACCUUCAGAGGGCUUUUGAAGUGUGGUGGCGGAGGACUUUCGUAAGGCCCUUUACGGACUCAUAAUGCAUUUAGAUCAAUUCUGGAUCGGGUGAAAUUGGAUCAGAUCCGGAUAUUUCACCUCGAUUGUAUGCUGGACUGGAGAAUCCAUGUAUUGAUGCUUGAUUUGGGAGAGAUGUAAUGCUAAAUAUAGUAAUAGAUGUCUCAUUGGUGUGAAUGUGAAUAUAUGAUCUGUGUGAUCUUAUAACUGGUUUAAUGUCAUUUUUUUUUGGGUGUUUUUUGGGUUUUGGAAGUUUUGAGCUCUUUGAUAACGCUCAAUAGUCUCAACAGUACUAAAGUUAAGAGCUUACC
Molecule: messenger RNA, 2046 nt
Organism: Cuscuta campestris
Lineage: Eukaryota; Viridiplantae; Streptophyta; Magnoliopsida; Solanales; Convolvulaceae
Source: the annotation of a GenBank genome assembly